Molecule: messenger RNA, 3637 nt
Organism: Pleuronectes platessa (European plaice)
Lineage: Eukaryota; Metazoa; Chordata; Actinopteri; Pleuronectiformes; Pleuronectidae
Gene: hspb9
Product: heat shock protein, alpha-crystallin-related, 9
Exons: 2
Coding region: 2903-3580 (225 amino acids)
Biological process (GO): protein refolding; response to heat
Molecular function (GO): protein folding chaperone
Source: RefSeq, a predicted model, not a curated record
AGGGAGGAAGCCAGAAUACCUGAAGGAAACCGUGCAAAUACUGGGAGAACAUGCAAAUUCCACGGACAGACCCCAGCUGAACCGGUUCUUGAACCAGCAAUGUACUUAAGUGCUACACAUCUCUGAUACACUCCAUUUAAAAAUGUAGCCGCACUAGCAGCAUAUGGCUCAAUGGAUGGCAAUGCCAGUCAGUCAACUGUUGAUGGAUGAAUUAAAGCUAAUGAAGCGCUACAGUGUGGGAAUGUCUCCACAGUUAUUGGAUCACAAUGGAAUCUGGUGUAGACACUUAUAUCCUUCCAAAAGCACUGUGUUGCAGAAAAUAUGCAUUUUAUUUAUUUAAUGGUAAUGCUUCUUCAUGAAAAAACCAUUAAACACAAUAUCUGUUCAUGGCCAUCACCCUCAAUUAUGAGGGUGAUAAGUCUUAAUUAUUUUGAAAACCUGAAGCCAGUUCGUUUAAUCGCAUCAUUGGAGAGCAAAUGCAGCAUAGCAUUUGAGCAAGUUGCUGUAUAAAUCUGCAGUAUACACUCAGGAACACAUACAACAUACAAAGGUAGACACUCGCUGCUGGCCCCAGCAACAUAUUCAAAAAAGUGAAGUGAGAGCGAUCUUAUAUCUGACUCAAGAAAUCCUUCAACCUUCUAUGGCUAUUUACUACAUAAUCAAUCUGUAAUCAAAAGUGUCUUUUAUUGUCAAAGGCGAUAGAAAAACAAAAAAUAUGAUCAAACGAAGUAAGGAAAUAUAGUAACCCAAUUCUUAACACUUAACCAAUAUGACCAAGGGGUGUCUUCAGCAGGAGGGUCUAAUACAUUACAACCAUAAAUAACCACCAAACUGAGAUGGGUGGUGUAAUAAUAAACCAGCAAUUUACAGCUGAGGAAAAAGUAGCCAUGAAUCUUUCUUUCUAUUUCUGUCUGCUGGUUCAUUGACACACUUCUUUAUUUUUGCAGUGGGCUAACCCCUCUGAUGACUCAAAGAUGACAGUUGAUAUCCUAAAACAUCCAACUUCAAACGUUUCACAAGCAGAUAAGACCUGUCACUUUUUAAAUGUUAAACGAUUUAAAAUAACAAUUUAUUCCAGUGUUUAACUUAAUAAGACACAAAGGCUAUGGAACAAAGUGUAGAUACUUAUUAUAAGAGUCUUUCUUUCUUUGGUUGUCUCAGCCCGCUGUUACAAGCAGGGAGAUACAACUCUGAGGUAGCUGUUCUCAGCCAAUCAUAGGUGAGCCAGCUCACAGCUUUAACCAAUGAUGUGAAAGUAGAUUUUCAAUAUGGUUUCUUGACAGCCACAAAUAGACGUGACCCAGGCUCCUCGUAAUUUCAGCACGCUGGCUUAACCCACUCACACACACAUGCAGACAGAAUGUUCCCUGUAAGAAGCAGUGAUGAAGACUCGUAACCUGAGACAAGACAGGCUUUGUUUACACUGCUGGUCGACUUGUUCAGUGACGAACAGCUGCUAGUGUUCUUGUCCUUCCAAGGAAACGUGUACACAAUAUCUGGUUUUGCCCAGAAACAAUGAAGAGGCAGAUUUGUGAGCCAUUAUGAUUACAAAUUAAUGUCAACAUUUUUCAAAUCCUCUUCCCACUUGUUUUAGACUCUAGUUACAGUACGUCAAUCUCAGUUAUCUAAAGCAUUUCAUUAACUACCUAAAAGAGAUUUGUGUCUUAUUGUCCAGUGAAAUACUGUGUUCAAAUCAAUAACAUUCUUAUCGAUAUAUUUAGGAAGGAGUUGUCUCUAGCAGCUUGUUAGCUUGGCUUAGCAUAAGGAUUAGGGGGAAACAGCUAGCCAAGCUCUGUCCAAACAAAUCUAAACCUGACUCACCAACAACAUAUAUCUGUUCUUUAUCUGUACUUUAUCUUUAUUCUUUAUCUGAAGUAAAUCCUUUUGUUUAGACAGAAUGGAAGUACGUUUUAGAUAUGCUACAAUGUAUAUAUCAAUCAACCAAUCAAACAUUUUCAUUUGUAUAGCCCAUAUUCACAAAUCACAAUUUGUCACAUACGGCUUUAACAAGGUGUGAGAUCCUCUGCCCUUAACCCUCAACAAGAGUAAGGAACAACAACACUCAGAGAUCCACAUGUGAGGGAUCCCUCUCCCAGGAGGGACAGAAUGAAAAGAGGUAAGUGUUCAUGAAUGCACCCUGUUUUGUGCAGAGUCAUUAGACUGUAGUAGGAUAUGAACGCUGCCAUCUUACUCAUUUGGGUUCCAUUUGAAGUUUCAGUUGCAACUUCCGACUUGGGGAAUUCAAAUCGCAGAAGUAUCAUGGAACGGAUAAGGCGGGGACAAAAAUAAAUUUUUCGAGACUAUUUCCUGGGAAAAAACGGUUAGCCAAUCUCACAAGUAAAACGUUAAUGAAUCUAUAAUAACUUUUAAAAUUGUUGACAACUAGGAUUUUCUGACUUCAUCUGAACAAUAUUCCUCUCAGGCUCAAAUCAGUACCUGACAUCAUGGUCACUUACAUUUAGUUAUGAGGUAGAGCCCAAGUUAGCGAUGAAGAAAUAAGUUAUGGGACAUUUGUGGCUGCAGUGUGGACACUCACACACAAAAAGGAUGUGGCCAUGAGCUGUCUUUAGACUUUUGAUGAGUUGCAGGGCAUUCCUGACCCUGCUGGCACACGCUGACAAACAGCAGUGAGCUCAUGGGGUGUAAAUAACACGGUGGGUGUGUGGGAGCAAAGUUGCUGGGGUAUAUAAAGCAGAGUGUUUUGUGUAUAUCUCCCAUAUUCACCCUGACCCCCUUCACGAGAAGAAGGCACGUGGGAAAUUGUAAGUUUCGACUCUUCACUGGAGCCUAAAGACAUUAGGUCGGGAAGAAGGAGCCAAGAACUAGAGAAACAACAGAACACAACACACGCAAGUUGCUUGUUACAAAGUCCUUCGAGAAAAAACGCUCUUCCAACGCUGAAAUGAUGUCCCAGCGCAGUGCUUUGAACAGCAUGUUCGCCGAUGACCCAUUCUUCAGCCAGGAACGGCUGCUGUGGCCGAUGCAUAACGGAGCCCUUUCCUCACUGCAGCAGGACUUCUUCAACCGGAGAACCAAACUGGCCGACAGCCUUUUGAAGGAGCUCCACGAUGGGCACCCCCUGCUCAGACUAAACAAGCUGCCCUUCCUUUCCUCCACUUUGGCAGGGCUGACUGAUGGAAACGAGCAGCAGCUAGAGACUCCCAGCACAGAGCUGCAAAAGCAAGUACAGAAGCCUACAGAAAAUAACAGUGACCUCCUGGUCACACUGGAUGCACGAGGUUACGCCCCCAGUGACAUCACUGUCAAGCUGGAGGGGCGGAGGCUAGCGGUGGUGGCCAUGAAGCAAGCUGGGUCAGAGGAGAGCCAGACCUGCUCCUCCUCCUCUUCCUGCGCCGCCUUCUCCUCCUCGGCCUCAUCUCAGCUGGGGUUCGUCCAGAAGAUCGACCUGCCCGCUCACCUGGAUCUAUCCGGCCUAUCCUGUUCCCUGAUGGAUGAUGGACAGUUGCGAAUCCAAGCCCCUGUGGCCAAGCAUUCAAUCAGCGAGGAGGACCAGGUGCCCACUCGGUUCAGGGCAUCACUGGAGUUUCCCAUUACAAAGGACAAGACAGAGGAGGACUAAUGCACAGUGUGACUGAAAAUACUUAAUGAGGGUACAUGCUGUUGUACCCACACACAA